AUGAACUCACCAAGGAUUGUAGAGACAUCAAACAACAUGAACACACCAAGGAUUGUAGAGACACCAAACAACAUUAACACACCAAGGAUUGUAGAGACACCAAACAACAUGAACACACCAAGGAUUGUAGAGACACCAAAUAACAUGAACACACAAAGGAUUGUAGGGACACCAAAUAACAUGAACACACCAAGGAUUGUAGAGACACCAAACAACAUCAACACACCAAGGAUUGUAGGGAAACCAAAUAACAUGAACACACCAAGGAUUGUAGAGACACCAAACAACAUGAACACAUCAAGGAUUGUAGAGACACCAAAUAACAUGCACACACCAAGGAUUGUAGCGACACCAAACAACAUCAACACACCAAGGAUGUAG
Messenger RNA from Pecten maximus, 381 nucleotides. RefSeq names its product sporozoite surface protein 2-like. NCBI's taxonomy places the organism in Eukaryota, Metazoa, Mollusca, Bivalvia, Pectinida, Pectinidae. The transcript has a single exon. The record is from RefSeq and is a predicted model, not a curated record. Bases 1 to 381 code for a protein of 126 amino acids.